Medioppia subpectinata is the source of this 1274-nucleotide messenger RNA. The record is from the annotation of a GenBank genome assembly. NCBI's taxonomy places the organism in Eukaryota, Metazoa, Arthropoda, Arachnida, Sarcoptiformes, Oppiidae.
CAGACAUUGCGUUAUGUAUUGUUUGUAUUGUUUGUAUUGUUUGAAGUAAUGGAUGAGAGGUGUGGGCGAAGAUGAGUGGACAGCGAGUGGACAAUCAAUGGGACAACGAAUGGGUGACAACUGUAUUGACGACAGUAUUGAGCACUGGAUAUAAUGUGUUGAAAACAGUGGUCCGACUGUUGAGGAAACGCAUAGUUUUGGCCAUUAUUUUCAGUCUUUCUUUCACUUACUGUUUGGUCUCAUUGUUGAGCCAAAAGAGCACCACUUCUGCCAUCAGUGCCAUCGAUGGCACUCUUGAGGACUACGAGACCGAUGUAGACAUCGAUCGCUUGCAACACAUUAUCAGACAAUCGCAACAUUUGUCGCACCAUUUGAUCCCAAGUGAUAAAAACGAUUCAAUGGAUUUGAAUGGAAACGACAAUCGCGUCAACUCUGAAGAGCAUGUGAUUAAAGACAUGAGUCGUGGUGUGGGAAGUGAUAUGAAGUGUCGUAACUCUAUUCAGGGCAAAGUCCUCAUUGCGGACGACAGGGGAAUGCUUUGUCACCGAAAGGAUGUGCUCUUAAGUGGUUGUUGUGAUGAGAAUAGCGUCAACACUAAACUAUACUCUUGUGAGACGUGUCAGAGCGGCGGGUGUUGUGCGAUAUACGAGUAUUGCAUCAGUUGUUGUCUCGACCCAAACAAGAAGCCAUUCCUCACCAAAAUUGUCUCUAAGAAGACUAGCGAUACAUUCAAUGUAUUGAUGGCCAGUAUUACCGAUCACUUUGAGCUGUGUUUGACCCGAUGUCGGACCAGCUCUGCGUCAGUACAACACGAGAAUUCAUAUCGCGAUCCAAAAGCCAAACACUGUUUCGGAGAAAUGAAUGACAAAAGCAUCUCAACUAACAAUUAACCACUUUUUGAUUAUGAUUAUAAUGAAUGUAUUGGAAAAGUUACAUGAAUUUGUAUAAUACAUGCGAUAAUAUUGAUGGCAAUGUGUUGGCGAUCAUCAAUCACUACGGUAUGGACUGAUAUGCAAUUUGUCGUACACUUCGACACAUGUGAGUGAAAGUUGAGUGCAAAUUAAUUUGAAAAGUUGUUGUAUUGAGAUAUUAAUGUCAAUAUUUAUUAAAUUGGUUUAAAUGGACCAAAAUAUAAUAAUUGUUGAGAUGUUUGCUCAACUACUGGGAGUACAGUAUAACUUGUAUACUGUAUUCAAAUAUAUUAUUAUGUUAAUGUAAUUUGAACAUGAACACAUAGUUAUAAUUAUACUAAAAAUAUCAUUUAUUUAACCAAC